AUGCAAAAGCAAGGCGUGCCAACACUUCCUCAUUCAUGGCUCUUCGGUCACCUUGCCCUGAUGGCCAAAUUCCGUCAGGAGCAUCCUCCAGAUGUGAACAUUUUUCAACUGCACUAUUGGUUCUUGAACGAGCUAGACCGGUUGUUUCCUGGAGAAAAGAUCGUGCCUCCAAUCAUCUACUUAGAUCUGUGGCCAUUUACUAGCUCUUCUUUACUCCUGAGUACACAUCCCGCAGUGUCGACACAAUUCACCCAAACCAGGAAUUUAAUCAAAGCCAAAGUACAUACCGACUUCUUGAAGCCACUCACCGAGAACAAGGAUAUAAUUUCGCUGCAUGGAGAAGAAUGGAAAUCUUGGCGAUCAAAGCUACAACCGGGUUUCAAUCGGCACAAUCUUAUGGUUCUGUUGCCAGACCUGAUGGAUGAAGUGGUGAUUUUUGUCGAUCUCUUGGGAAGUCUUGCCGGAAAGGAUGGGCAAUGGGGGGAAGUCUUCCGGCUUGAAGAAAAGACCAUGAACUUGACAUUUGAUGUCAUUCAUAGGGCUCUCACUGGCUCUCAACUGAAUCAACAAACCAGUUGCUCGGACACGCCACUGAAAAGCGCUUUGCUUGACCAAUUAGAUCAGAUGGGUCGAUCGGGUGCUAAUCCUGCACGGGGUUUCUUCCAUCUUCUGACACUCUUGCCAACAGCCAUAGUCAGAAACAAUCGUGUUAUGAACUCUGUCUAUGGGCACAAGAUUCAGGAGUGGCUCUCCGACGGCUCGCGCUCCAGGAACAUUCCAAGCAUCAUCGAUCGUACUUUGGAAAUCAUUGAUUUGGAAGGACCCCUCAAUGGCGACGGGACCAACCUGGCAGCGUUUGUUGAUGGCUUCACUAGCAAUCUGAAGGCACUGCUGUUCGCUGGUCACGACACCACGUCUACUACUAUCUGCUGGAUGUUCAAAGAACUGCAGGAUAACCCCGUGUGCCUUGAAAGACUCCGAGAGGAGCACGAUACUGUCUUCGGGACCGAGAUCGGAGCCUGUCAAGAAUUGAUCUUGAAUUCACCGCAUCUAUUGUACGCACUGCCUUACACUUUGGCAAUAAUCAAGGAAACUCUACGACUCUAUCCACUGGCAGCGACCAUGCGGCAAGGAAGCUCGGACUACUUACUUACCGUUCCAGGUUCACGCAUUAGGUACCCCACGGAUGGUUACGCGAUGUGGGAUGCUGUGCCCAUAAUUCAUUCGCGGCCAGAUGUAUGGAGACAAGCAGACAAAUUCCUGCCUGAAAGAUGGCUUGUCCCUGAAGGCGAUCCAUUGCGCCCUUCGAAGGAUGCUUGGCGGCCCUUCUCCUUGGGGCCAAGGAUAUGUAUUGGUCUGGAGCUUGCCCUUCUAGAGUUACGUCUCGUCCUGGUAUUUGUCGUUAGAAAGUUUGAUAUCGAGGAGGCAUGGACCAAAUGGGACACUAAGAAGUGA
Molecule: messenger RNA, 1455 nt
Organism: Pestalotiopsis fici W106-1
Lineage: Eukaryota; Fungi; Ascomycota; Sordariomycetes; Amphisphaeriales; Sporocadaceae
Exons: 2
Coding region: 1-1455 (484 amino acids)
Molecular function (GO): iron ion binding; oxidoreductase activity, acting on paired donors, with incorporation or reduction of molecular oxygen; heme binding
Source: RefSeq, a predicted model, not a curated record